CACUCGAUGUUGUGAAAACAUAGAUGCCAUGUUUUGAGCUUAGUUUUGAUCAACGUGACUUUGGGGGCUUUUGGCCAUUUUCAAGACAUGAAAACCAGAAAAGUAUGGAGAGUGGUGUGUGCUGUUUAAAAGACACAGAGGACGUAACGUCAGACUCUGGUCGCAGUGUGCAGAUUGAGAGGAGCAAAACGCUGAUUGAAGAGAUUCGUGCUUUGAUCAAGAGCAAUGAGCAGGAGUAUUGCUCCUUCUGGAGGCCUGUGCUCCCCUGGGGUGGUGUAUACACAAUACAAGCUGGUCAGAAUGCCAUCUCUUGCAUACCCCUGUAUGUUAAAAUCAAUCUGAAAAACACCUGCACUAUUGAUGGCUUUCUCAUGCUGUUGUACAUCAUCCUGCGGGAUAAUCAGAUCUUCCGCCGGGAAGUGGGUUUGUUCUUGGGGAAGAGUUUUGUGGAGCACUUUCUCUAUCUGAUGGACUCCUAUGAUUAUACCAUGGUCAAGAUUUUGUGGAUCUGGGACAGGAUGUCUAAGCGUCAGUACCACUCAGAGAUCCACCAGGCCGCUCUUGAGAUCGACCUUUUUGGCAAUGAGCAUGAUAACUUUACCAAGAAUCUGGAGAACCUGAUGUCUACCAUUCAGGAGAGUUAUUGCACCAACUGGUGCUGUCCAUCUCGUUUCCAGGAGCUCCUUCAGAACACCAUAAAUAUCAACCCUCCAAAUGAGCUUCCUGAUGGAGAUCCUAUUCAGUCUGCAGUGGAUGAGUUUUUCUGUCCGAAGACAGUCUUCUGCCAAGAAUAUAGGUGUACAGGGCUUAGAGAGUUCUCCCAGAGAGAGUUCUGCCACGGAGCUCCUCCCUUCAUCAUCCUUAACAUGCAGAUGUGGAAAUCAGAGGACCUUUCGUACGUUCCGUACCAUUUGGCUUUGUCUGAUCACAGGUACUCCCUAGAAGGUGCCACUCUCUUCAAUAGGGAGGAGCAUCACUACUCUGCAGCCUUCCAGAUCGACGGGUACUGGAUGCACUACGAUGGGCUUCGGAGCGACAACUUAAUCUUAUUGAACAAACCACCAGAGCUGUUGCUUCUGUCCUCGCUGGUGUAUGUGCGUUCUCAUGAAAAAUGACCCACACACCCUUUAGAGCAGAAUCGGAGUAUCUUUUCAGCAGCGAUUUCAUUCCAGCUCAAAUAGAAGAUGAAGACACACUUUGUUUAAUCGGUUUGUCUCAAGUGAGUGUUGAUUUUUCUGGGAUGGAAACUUACAGAAACACCACAGAGAUGAGACAGAAGACAGAUAACCUGAAAGGUUAAAAGCAUCAUCACAAAGUCUUUGAAUUCUCCUCAUUUCCCUUCCCUUUCAUGUUCUGUGUCCGGUACCUUCUUAAUGUCCUCUUGGUUGUCCUUGUUGUCUAUUUAAUUAGUCAGUUAAGUCACCAGCACAGAACAUUCUCUCUUAUAAACUGCAAAAAUAGAAUUUUGCAAUAUUUGAAUAAUUAUUCUUGCUUUUCUGUAAUGAUACAGAUUACUUGUAAAAAUCGUAGCUUUUAAACUCUAAAAAAUGCUUUCUACUUUCGUAACAAAUGCUACAAUUCGGCAAAGCCGAGUUAAACAGCUUUACUUUUUUAGGUUGUGCUUGGAAUCCAAGAAAUUGUAAAUGGACUGUAAUAGUUCUGCAUACGUCUCUGAAAUUGUAAUAACUUUAAUACAGAAAUUAAACGUGCUUAAUAAAUGCAAAAUAAAUACACCAGUAACAACAAAUUAUUUUUUUUAAAAAUCGCAGCAAACACAAAAAUCCAGGAAAUCAGAGGACAUUUCUGAAAUCCGAAAUUGAUUGAUUUAAAAGCGUCCCGAUAGAAUCCUGAUCCACACAUAUGACAGCAAUAUUUUUUUAAGGAUGUUCCUCUGAAAAAGCAGAAGUGUGUCGGACUAGAGCAAGCGACUAAUCAACACAUCUGAAAGAGCUGUUAAUGCAGUUUUUAUAUAAUUGGUGUUGCAGAAAGUGCCUAAUAGACUCCUCAGGAAGCAAGCAAGGCGAUUUAUUUUUCCCCUCAUCAUAACAGUCUUGUUUAGAUGUAUAUUUGUUCCAUUUCUGUAAGAAUUUUACUUUCCUCUCACCACAUACUAGCCCUGAAUUCUGAUGUGACUCUAACUUUGUUUUGUUUGGUUUAUUUGUUUGCAUCACUGAUUAAGGCAUGGGAUUAAAUUUGCAUUGAAU
Tachysurus vachellii is the source of this 2204-nucleotide messenger RNA. RefSeq names its product chromosome 10 C14orf28 homolog (gene dorip1). The transcript is spliced from 5 exons. Lineage: Eukaryota; Metazoa; Chordata; Actinopteri; Siluriformes; Bagridae. Bases 24 to 1115 code for a protein of 363 amino acids. The record is from RefSeq and is a predicted model, not a curated record.